Molecule: messenger RNA, 780 nt
Organism: Aureobasidium melanogenum CBS 110374
Lineage: Eukaryota; Fungi; Ascomycota; Dothideomycetes; Dothideales; Saccotheciaceae
Exons: 3
Coding region: 1-780 (259 amino acids)
Biological process (GO): regulation of transcription by RNA polymerase II
Cellular component (GO): nucleus
Source: RefSeq, a predicted model, not a curated record
AUGGCCCUAGACGACCUCUACGGUCCUGCAAAUGACUCGGAAUCACAAGACGUAUCUCAGAUCAAGGACAAGGACGACGAGCAAAGGAGUAGUUCAGUCGUUCUUUCUCCUUCAAGCUUCAAGCCAUUAAACCAUCGCCGAACUGCACCCAAACACAAUGAUGCUGGAAAGUUCGAAUGCCAAAACUGCCAUCAAAUUUUUGAUCGCAAGUGUGAAUGGAACAAACAUAUGGACAAGCAUGAACGGCCAUACAAAUGCGACAAACCGCAAUGCGCCAAGUUGCUAGGAUUCACAUACUCAGGUGGUCUUCUGCGUCACGAACGCGAGGUCCACGGCAUGCACGGCGGGCCCAAAGAACAACUCUUUUGCCCUAUCAAACACUGCAAACGGCACACAGAGCAAGGAUUCACACGACGCGAGAAUUUGCAGGAGCAUCUACGCAGGGUGCACAAGCUCCAAGAUGUCGAGAGUGUUGAAGCCGCUGCGCAGGACGCACUCACACCCAGGACUGCGCCCUCUGAUCACGAUUCUGACGACGACAACCGAUCGACGAAGCGUAAGCGCACUAGUAUUGUAAGCCAGAGUGAGGAUGUGCCGGAAGAGGACAUCAAGACACAGCUCAAGAAAUUGCGACUUGAGAAUGCUGAAUUGAGGGGCAUGAGCGAACGUCAACGGGCCGAGAUCCACGAGAUGAGGGAACAGAUCAGACACCUUGCAGAACAAGUCGCAGCAACACAAACCGUACAACUUCCUCGCUGGCGCCCAAACGGAACUGGAUGA